Messenger RNA from Dermacentor silvarum, 2974 nucleotides. RefSeq lists its product as uncharacterized. Lineage: Eukaryota; Metazoa; Arthropoda; Arachnida; Ixodida; Ixodidae. The coding region runs from base 473 to 2974 and encodes 833 amino acids. The transcript has 3 exons. The record is from RefSeq and is a predicted model, not a curated record.
CACAUCGCUGACUUUGCAUGUAUUUGCACCGUUGUACCCAAGUUUUCGGUCAUACAACAUAAAAAACUUCUUGCCCGUAACCAAGUGACCAUGCGAGAUCUAUUGUUUAUGGCUGCCGACACAUGCCGUACAUCCUAACCAUGGUCAUAACAUUUAUUUGGCAGAAAAGGUGAGAACACGUUCAAUAUUUCGUACGGCUAAAUCUGGCCAAAACGCUGUCAAAUGUUCGGCCGGUGCGAGCGACGCUAGCGCCCCUAGACGCAAAUCCUCGUGGUUACCAAGACGCCGCCGGCGCCGCGACGUUGAGUUUACGAUUACGUUUAGGAACAUGGAAUGCAACGUUUGCCUGAUUACUAUUUGUAAUAACGGACACAUAUACGCCCCCUUAACCAAAAGGUAGCUGGAAUGUCGGCAAGCGGAACUGGCCUGUUGCGUGACCGCACGAAUGAGCACCUUCGGACGAACAUAAAUCAUGUCGUUUGAGGAGACCGUAGGAUGGUGCGAGCGAUGUCGGAGCGAUGGACUGGAGAGUCCAAUACUCGUUUACCCUAUCGGACCGACCGAUGCAAUCAAGAUGUGCAGCAACUUGGAGUGCUCCGACAUGGCAAACAGCAUCAUUCAGGUAGACUUCGUCAAGAUAGAAAUUCCCAAAUCGCAUAAAAUUUUCACUGACCCAAGUCCAGUCGAAUGGUGUGACGAUGAUGGAGAAUAUCAUCAUCAUUGCGUCAAAGUGCGCACAUCAAGUGCCAGUUCUUCAGCAGGUUCAGACCCAAAGGAUCAGAAUAUCAGAACACAUCAUACUUCUGCCAGCAUCCCUGGCACUGCAAAGGUGACUACUGAACCCCUUCGAAGACAUGCUGUUGAUAUUUAUGACAAGGUGCCUACUGCAUCCAAUGUGAACCCUUCUCCGGACUUGCGCCCAGAAAAAUGCAGGGACAGGUUGUGUCAAGAUACCACUGUUUCCGCCAGCAGUGACACAGUACAGGGAACAGCCAACCCAUUUGGAGAGCCCACAGUUGGUAUUGGUGACAGUGCACCCACUGCAUUGUUGUGUGUCGAGCCUCCAGUGUACGUCAACCCAGUGAAACACGUGUACAGGACAUGUAAUACUUCUCCAUCCACCUGUGUUAGUGCAGGACAAGUGUCCAUCAAACCAGUCGGAGAGCCCACCAUCAACAUUUGUGACAGUGCAGCCAGUGAAUCGCUGUGUGCCGACUCCGAGGUGUGUAUGGACGAAGAUGAACAUGUCUAUAGUGCAUGUGAUACUCCUGCCUCCACCUGUGGUAGUGCAGGACAGGUGUUCAUCGAACCAGUCGGUGAGCCCAACAUCAACAUUUGUGACAAUGCAGCCAGUGAACGACUGUGUACCUACCCCGAGGUGUGUAUGGACGAAGAUGAACAUGUCUAUAGUGCACGUGAUACUACUGCCUCCACCUGUGGUAGUGCAGGACAGGUGUUCAUCGAACCAGUCGGCGAGCCCAACAUCAACAUUUGUGACAAUGCAGCCAGUGAAUCACUGUGUGCCCACUCCGAGGUGUGUAUGGACGAAGAUGAACGUGUCUACAGUGCACGUGAUACUCCUGCCUCCACCUGUGGUAGUGCAGGACAGGUGUUCAUCGAACCAGUCGGCGAGCCCAACAUCAACAUUUGUGACAAUGCAGCCAGUGAAUCACUGUGUGCCCACUCCAAGGUGUGUAUGGACGAAGAUGAACGUGUCUACAGUGCACGUGAUACUCCUGCCUCCACCUGUGGUAGUGCAGGACAGGUGUCCAUCAAACCAGUCGGAGAGCCCACCAUCAACAUUUGUGACAGUGCAGCCAGUGAAUCGCUGUGUACCGACUUCAAGGUGUGUAUGGACAAAGAUAAACGUGUCUGUAAGGCACAUGAUACUUCUGCAUCCACCUGUCAUGAGGUGGGACAAGUGCUUGCCCUCCCCACUUGUGGCAGUGCACCCAUUCAAUCGUUCGGUGCUAACACCUCGUUAUGCAUAAAAGCGCGGGAUCAUAGGUACAGAUCACAUUGUUCUAUCCACACACCUGCCAAGGCUAUAAUGCCAGCAGUGGGAGUUAUCGCUUCAUCAUCUGGCUCAGUUUUUGAUGAUUCGCCCACUAUCUCCCCGAUUGCCGACACAUCAUUGGAGGCGAAGACAGAGAAAUGGAGGGACACAGGAGGAGGUCGUGUUUUGUUCAAGUCUCCGAUAUCCAAGGCAGUGACAGUGAAAGUUGUGGCUUCAUCAGAACAUCCUUUCUGUGUUAAUCGUGAACUUAGGAGCCCUAAUCCCUGCCUGGAGACAAAGCAAGAGAACCAUGCUGACGAAAUGUGUGACGUGCACCAAAUGGAAAAAGUACUUAAAGUGAAAAUUGUUGCUACAUCUGAAAUGGAGCCCUCUUGUCAACUCUCUAAUGAUGUUCCAACUCUCCUUGCAAGAGGUGUUAUUAAUUCGUGGCAAGAGGUGAUGACAGAGGAACUAGAGGAUGAAGUGAAUUGUGCAAAAGUAAAGCCAUAUCAUGUGGUAGAAGAGCCAGCAGCAAAAAAUGUUUCUGUGUAUUGUCCGGGGAGCACGAAAAGAUCCGUUACCCCUGUAUUCUCAUUUCUACUACCAAAUACUGCAGAGGGAGAUGCUGUAAAGCAGAAGAAAGUGAUGAGCUCACCAUCUGCGAGCCAUGUGGGUUUUGCGGAAUGCCAUUUCGAACAUAAGCAUUGGGAGAGAACAAAAGUGCCACUAGUUCGUGAAAGUAUCUCAAGAAAUUUAGAAAAAGACCAUGCAUUGUUUGGCGCUGCCACUGAAAAUGCAGACAGUGCGUGUGCCACAGAAAACGGUUCUAUGGAAUUGAUCAAUGAGGAAGAUAUGGUCGUAGCUGUUCCAGCUGCCAUUGUAACCAACGCUGCCUUCACAGUCUGCGGCAGCAUCUGGUACAAUGGACACAGAGAAUGGAUUUUUUCACAUAAGACAGAAUUUGGCAUUACCCUGUGA